GAUACCACCGACUGUAAACAUGGCGGCGUACACAGCCAGAAGUCUGUGCUAUGCGUUUCCUUACUGAAGUCUGUAGUAACUCAUCGUCAUUACAUCAUGGAGACAGAAGAGGAGCAUAUGACAACGCUGCUAUGUAUGGGCUUUCCAGACCCCAAUGCCAUAAGGAAGGCUCUUCGUCUGGCCAAAAACGAUAUUAACGAAGCUGUAGCUCUCCUCACAAACGAAAGCCCCGGACUCGGCUACGGAUAUGAGCCGAUGGACAGUGGGCCUGCCCCGGGCUCCGGACCCGGUGGAGAUGGCGAAAGUAGCGGGCGAACUGGAACUGGGUUUGAUCCACCGCCUGCUUAUCACGAUGUCGUGGAAAGUGAGAGGAGUAAUGAUGAAAAUGGGAACUGCUCUGGAGGCAGCAUGGAGUUUCCCACCACUAACCUUUAUGAACUGGAGAGCAGGGUAUUCACUGACCACUGGUCCAUUCCCUAUAAGAGAGAAGAAUCAUUGGGCAAGUGCCUCAUCGCCUCUGCCAACCUGGCAAGACUCGGCUUGGCUGAUGCAGAUGAGAACUGCAAGAGGUUCAUGGACAGAUGCAUGCCAGAGGCCUUUAAAAAGUUACUGACAUCAAGUGCUGUGCAUAAGUGGGGGACGGAGAUCCAUGAAGGUAUUUAUAAUAUGCUGAUGCUGCUGGUUGAGUUGGUGGCAGAAAGAGUCAAACAGGAUCCCAUACCUAUUGGCCUUAUGGGAGUACUAACUAUGGCUUUUAACCCAGAUAAUGAGUACCAUUUUAAAAACCGUAUGAAGGCCUGUCAGAGGAACUGGGUGGAAGUGUUUGGUGAAGAUAGCAUGUUUGCCAUCUCUCCCAGCUCUAGCUACCAGAAGGAACCACAUGGGUGGCUGGUAGACCUUGUGAAUCGGUUUGGAGAGAUGGGAGGUUUCUCAGCCAUCCAGAGUAAACUGAACCAAGAAGAGAUGGAAAUUGGGUGUGUGUCAGCCUUAGUGCAGCCACUUGGUGUGUGUGCUGAGUACCUCAAUUCCAGCCUCGUCCAGCCUAUGCUGGACCCAGUCAUUCACAAGAUGAUCACAUAUGUGCAGAACCUGGAAGAAAAAGACUUAAAGGACAAGCGGCUGGUGAGCAUUCCAGAGCUGCUGUCGGCCAUAAAGCUGCUGUGUAUGCGUUUCCAGCGAGAGCUGGUGACUGUUGUGGACGACCUCAGAUUGGACAUUCUGCUGCGCAUGCUGAGGACACCACACUUUAGUGCCAAGAUGAACUCCCUCAAAGAGGUCACUAAACUGAUUGAGGAGAGCACAGUGUCUAAGACAGUUAAGAAUGCCAUCGACACAGACCGGCUCCUGGACUGGCUGGUCGAAAACUCAGUGCUCUCAAUAGCCCUGGAAGGGAAUAUUGACCAGGCGCAGUACUGUGAUAGGAUAAAGGGAAUUAUUGAACUGUUGGGUAGUAAACUCUCUUUGGAUGAGCUCUCCAAGAUCUGGAAAAUACAGUCCGGUCAGUCCUCCACUGUGAUAGAAAAUAUUCACACCAUCAUUGCUGCUGCGGCUGUCAAGUUUAACUUUGAGCAGCUCAGUCACCUCUUUGUGCUCAUACAGAAGAGUUGGGAGGUGGAGAGUGAUCGUGUAAGACAGAAACUGCUGAGUCUUAUUGGGAGGAUUGGCAGAGAAGCUCGCUCAGAGGCAACAAUGGGAAAGGUAUUGGAGGUGUUGUGGGAGUUAGCCCAUCUCCCCACAUUACCCACUACCUUGGUCCAGCAGGCUCUGGAGGAACACCUCACCAUCUUGAGUGAUGCCUACGCAGUGAAAGAGACAGUCAAGAAGAACUACAUCAUCAAAUGCAUAGAGGACAUCAAGAAGAUACAUGUACAGGAGGAGUCAAAGUCUUCCACCGAGACACAGGUCUCUUUUCUUACUGGCACCUGGGGCAAGAAGAAACCAAGCUCAUUGGUCAAAUCCUCCCAGCAGAGUAACCCGCAAACGGUAUGGGUCGUCCCAGCCUUACGGCAGCUGCAUGAAAUCACCCGCUCCUUCAUCAAGCAGACCUACCAGAAACAGGAUAAGAGCAUAAUCCAGGACUUGAAGAAAAACUUUGAGAUAGUGAAACUCAUCACAAGCUCUCUGGUGUCCUGUCAUCGAUUGGCUGUGUCAGUGGCAGGCACGGGCGGCCUCUCAGGGUCCACGCUGGUAGAUGGGCGCUACUCCUACCAGGAGUACCUGGAAGCUCAUCUGAAAUUCUUGGCAUUUUUCCUGCAAGAGGCUACUCUCUAUUUAGUAUGGAAUCGAGCUAAAGAGAUCUGGGAAUGUCUAGUAUCUGGUAUGGAUGUGUGUGAGCUCGACCGGGAGAUGUGCUUUGAAUGGUUCACUAAAGGACAGCAUGAUUUGGAGAGUGACGUUCAACAGCAGCUCUUCAAAGAGAAAAUCCUCAAACUUGAGCCUUAUGAGAUUACAAUGAACGGGUUUAAUCUUUUUAAGACCUUCUUCGAGAAUGUGAAUCUUUGUGACCAUCGUCUCAAACGGCAGGGAACUCAGCUGUGUGUAGAGCGUCUGGACUUGACUGGGAUGGACUUUAUCUGGAGAAUCGCUAUGGAGUCUCCAGAUGAGGAAAUCGCCAAUGAGGCCAUCCAGCUCAUAAUCACGUACAGCUAUAUUAACCUCAACCCCAAAAUGAAGAAGGAUUCAGUGUCCUUACAUAAGAAAUUCAUUGCUGAUUGUUAUAAGCGGUUAGAGGCUGCUAGUUCUGCUCUGGGCGGUCCAACCCUGACACAUGCUGUUACCCGGGCAACCAAGAUGCUGACAGCCACUGCCAUGCCAACAGUUGCCACCUCUGUACAAUCUCCAUCCAGGUCAACCAAGCUGGUAAUCAUUGAGAGAUUACUCUUAUUGGCUGAGAGAUACGUUAUCACGAUAGAGGAUCUAUACUCUGUACCUCGCACAAUUCUACCUCACGGAGCCUCUUUUAACGGCCACCCUGUUACCCUGCACAUCACCUACGAAUCAACCAAAGACACUUUCACCCUGGAGGCUCACAGUAAUGAGACCAUUGGGAGUAUCAGAUGGAAGAUUGCAGAGCAGCUUAGCUGUCCAGUGGACAAUGUCCAGAUAUUUGCCAAUGACAGCAUGCUGACAAUGAAUCGCGAUCAGAAGCUGUUGAACCAGCUGGGUUUCUCUGAUGAGCAGAGUCUGACGGUGAAGAGCUCAGGGACCGGCACCCCGUCUGGCAGCUCUGCAGACAGCUCGGCCUCUGCCAGCUCUAGCAGCAGUGGAGUGUUCAACUCUGCCUAUGCACUAGAGCAGGAGAAGUCGCUGCCUGGCGUUGUCAUGGCGUUGGUGUGCAACGUGUUUGAGAUGCUCUAUCAGCUUGCCAACCUGGAGGAGCCCAGGAUAACUCUGCGCGUACGGAAGCUCUUGCUACUCAUUCCGACAGAUCCGGAGGUGCAGGACGCCCUUGAUAACUUUGUGCCAAAAGAGUCCAGUGUUUGGAGUCAUCAGAAAACUCUCUUCACAUUGGGUUCAGGUUCACAGGCGUCUAAAUCUCCAUCUCUGUCCAGUAAGCAACAACAUCAGCAGAGUGCAGCAUCCAUCCUGGAAUCUCUGUUCCGUUCUUCUGCUCCGGGCAUGUCCACCUUCAGAGUGCUCUACAAUCUAGAGGUGUUGAGUUCUAAGCUGAUGCCCACAACAGAUGACGAGAUGGCUAAGACCAGCGUUAAGUCUUUCUGUGAAAAUUUCCUCAAGGCAGGAGGCCUCAGUCUGGUAGUUAAUGUAAUGCAAAGAGACUCCAUACCCUCUGAGGUGGACUAUGAGACCAGACAGGGAGUGUAUUCUAUUUGCCUACAACUGGCCAGGUUCCUGCUGGUAGGUCAGACCAUGCCCAGUGUUCUGGAUGAAGAACUGUGUAAGGAGGGUCUGGACACGCUGUCCUCUCGGCCCUUUCGCAAUGCAGGGCGACAGAGCGGCCGCCAGCUCUCCCUGUGUGGGACACCGGAAAAAUCCUCAUACAGGCAAAUGUCUGUGUCUGACCGUUCCUCUAUCAGAGUGGAGGAGAUCAUUCCAGCAGCCAGGGUGGCUAUACAGACCAUGGAGGUGAAUGACUUUACCUCCACGGUGGCCUGUUUCAUGCGCCUCACAUGGGCCGCAGCUGCUGGUCGAUUGGACCUGGUGGGAAGCAGCCAGCCAAUCAGAGAGAGCACUAGUUCCCUCCUACCUCUGGGGGUUCGCAGCAGGGUCAGCAGUACAGGCAGUAACUGUAGCUCCAGCAGUGAGGGGGAGGCAACUACACUGCAGGCUGGCAUCUGUGUCAAACAACAGUGUGUGUCGAUCAAAGACACCAUCAUCGCACGGGAAGCCCUCUCUCUGCUGGUCACCUGCCUGCAGCUCCGCUGCCAACAGCUCUCCUCGUUCUAUAACCUGCCGUGUGUGAGUGACUUCAUAAUUGACAUUCUGCUGGGCUCACCAAGUGCAGAGAUUCGUCGUGUGGCCUGUGAUCAACUGUACACCCUGAGUCAGUCAGACACGUCUGCAUACCCAGAUCUACAAAAGCCAAACCACUUUCUACUGAAAGUGAUUCUGACUGCUCAGCUCCCGCUGUGGUCUCCCACCAGCAUCAUGAGAGGGGUGAAUCAGAGGUUGCUGUCUCAGUGUACAGAGUACUUUGACCUACGGUGCCAACUGCUCGAUGAUCUGACCACAUCUGAGAUGGACCAGCUGCAGGUCAGUCCAGCGGCGAUGCUGGAAGAUGAGAUCAGCUGGCUGGAUAAUUUUGAGCCCACCUGGACCAACGAGCUGGAGACCAGCGAGGCCGACAACAUCCUGCAGGCAGGCCAUCUGCGUCUCAUAAAGACCCUGCUCUCCCUCUGUGGCAACGAGAAGGAGCAGCUUGGCUCUUCCCUGAUACAGCAGCUCCUGGAUGACUUCCUGUUUCGAGCGUCACGCAUCAUCCUCAACAGCAACAACCCCUCUAGCACUACAGCGCUCAGUAAUGACUUUCACCCAAAGUGUAGCACGGUCAGUAGUCGGUUGGCAGCAUACGAGGUGUUGGUGAUGCUGGCGGAUAGCUCCCUCACCAACCUGCAGCUCAUCACCAGAGAACUGCUGUCCAUGCAUCACCAGCCAGACCCCUCCCUCAGCAAAGAGUUUGAUUACCUGCCCCCUGUUGAUAGUCGCUCAGUGUCUGGUUUUGUGGGGCUGAAGAAUGGUGGGGCGACCUGCUAUAUGAAUGCAGUGUUUCAACAACUGUACAUGCACCCAGGCCUGCCUGAGGCCAUCUUGUCCAUAGAGGACGACGCGGAGAACCCAGAGGAGAGUGUUUUCUGUCAGGUCCAGUCUCUGUUUGGGCACCUGAUGGAGAGCAAGCUGCAGUAUUACGUCCCUGAGAACUUCUGGAAGAUUUUUAAGAUGUGGAAUAAAGAGCUGUAUGUUCGGGAGCAGCAGGACGCCUAUGAGUUCUUCACCAGCCUGGUCGACCAGUUAGACGAACAUUUAAAGAAAAUUGGCCGAGAGCAGAUCUUCAAGAACACCUUCCAGGGCAUUUUCUCCGACCAGAAAAUCUGCAAAGACUGCCCACACAGGUAUGAACGAGAGGAGACAUUUAUGGCUCUGAAUCUUGGCGUGACAUCCUGUCAGAGUCUAGAGAUCUCUCUGGAUCAGUUUGUCAGAGGAGAGGUGCUGGAAGGGAGCAAUGCCUACUACUGUGAGAAAUGCAAGGAGAAGAGGACGACAGUGAAACGUACCUGUAUCAAGUCUCUGCCUAGUGUUCUGGUCAUCCACCUCAUGCGUUUCGGCUUUGACUGGGAAAGCGGACGAUCCAUCAAAUAUGACGAACAGAUAAGGUUCCCCUGGGUGUUGAACAUGGAGCCGUACACAGUGUCUGGGAUGGCUCGACAGGACUCGAGUGCGGACCAUGGAGAGAAUGGCCGGGGGGGUGAGGCCGGGUCAGGAGGGUCACCCCGUAAAAAAGUCACCAUCUCUGAGAACUAUGAGCUGGUGGGAGUAGUGGUUCACAGUGGACAAGCACACGCUGGGCAUUACUACUCCUUCAUUAAAGACAGACGGGGCAGUGCUCGAGGUCGCUGGUAUAAGUUUAAUGACAACGUUGUGGAGGAGUUUGACAUGAACGAUGAAACCUUGGAGUAUGAGUGUUUUGGUGGAGAGUACAGACCAAAAGUCUAUGACCAGUCUAACCCAUACCCAGACGUGCGACGGCGGUACUGGAAUGCCUACAUGCUGUUUUACCAACGCAUCUCGGACCAGAACUCUCCCGUUCUGCCGAAAAAGAGCAGAGUCAGCAUCAUGAGACAGGAGGCUGAGGAUCUCUCCCUAUCGGCUCCUUCUUCUCCUGAGAUCUCCCCCCAGUCUUCCCCACGCCCCCCCAGAGCCACUAACGACCGUCUGACUCUGCUGACUCGGCUAGUCAGGAAAGGGGAAAAGAAAGGCCUUUUUGUGGAGAAGAUGCCCACCAGGAUCUAUCAGAUGGUGAGAGAUGAGAAUCUGAAGUUUAUGAAGAACAGAGAUGUGUACAACAGUGAUUAUUUCAACUUCACCCUGUCCCUGGCAUCUGUCAAUGCGACAAAGCUGAAGCACUCAGACUAUCAGGCCAUGGCUAAGUGCAGUCUUCAGCUGUCUGUCCACUUCCUCUUUCAUACAUACCUGCACACCAAGAAAAAACUCAGGGUGGACACAGAGGAGUGGAUUGCUACAGUAGAGGUAUUGCUGUCCAAGAGCAGUGAGGCAUGUCAGUGGAUGGUCCAGUACCUGGUCGCUCCGGAGGGACGAGAGAUCAUCAAAAUCUGUCUGUUGGAAUGCAGUGUGCGGGAGGUGAGAGUGGUGGUGGCCACCAUCCUGGAGAAGACUCUGGAAAGUGCUCUGUAUUUUCAGGAUGCUGGCUUGGACUGUCUGCUGGACAUGCUCCUCUCUCUGCUAGAGAAAGACGUGCCAGAAAACUGCAAAAACUGCUCUCAGUAUUUCAGCCUUUUCAGCAAUUUUGCCCAGAGGGGCUAUGGGCCAUGUCAGCUGUUACUGAAACAUGCCGCUUAUCGCCGGAUGCUCAUCUUCCUGCUGGGGGCCAAUCGACAGAAUAACCAGAAUCGCCGCUGGAGCUCAGCUCAAGCACGGGAAUUCCUGCAUCUUCAUAAUACGCUGGCCCUGAUUGUGUUGCACACAGACCUCACAUCUCAGAGAACAGAGGCUCCAGGUGGGUUCAAACACCUCACCUCAGGCUUUGUGCCACCUUCAUCUCCUCUGGUGCCCCUGCACCCCGACAUUCUAACUCUGCUUUUCAAACCUGACGGACAGCCCUAUUUAAUGGAGGUGAUGUUUGCCAUGCGAGAGUUGUCUGGACCCCUGUCGUUCCUCAUUGAGAUGAUUACAUACUGCUCAUUCUGUAAUGAGCCCUUCUCACUCGGAGUUCUACAGCUGCUCAAGAAUCAGUUAGAAAUGGCUCCACCCCAUGAACUGAAGAACAUCUUCCAGAUGCUUUUGGAGAUCCUAAUGGUGGAGGACCCCUUGCAGUCCCAGAGACUAAAAUAUGCAUUUGAGUCUGAGAAAGGCCUUCUGGCUUUGAUGCAUCAGAGCAACAACGUGGACAGCAGCCGCUGCUACCAGUGUGUCAAGUUCCUGGUCACCCUGGCACAGAAAUGCGGGCCUGCUAAGGACUACUUUAAAGAGCUGUCUGGCCACUGGAGUUGGGCAGUGCAGUGGCUCCAGAAGAAAAUGUCGGAGCACUAUUGGACUCCUCAGAGUAACGUAUCAAAUGAGACAUCCACAAACAAAACCUUCCAGCGCACCAUCUCAGCCCAGGACACACUGGCCUAUGCCACAGCCCUGCUGAAUGAGAAGGAGCAGUCAGGCAGCAGUAAUGGGUCUGAUGGCAGCCCAGCCAACGAGAAUUCAGAUCGCAGCCUCAGACAGGGUUCAGAAUCUCCCAUGAUGCUGGGUGACUCUAAGAGCGAUUUAGAAGAUGUUGACCCAUAACUCUCCUCACCAGCAACAAGGGGUGUUUUUUUUUUAAAUAAGCAAAGGAAAAAAAGAAAAGAAUCCCUCCAAUGGAGAGACAUUGUGGCUCUACGCAGCCAAUCAAAACAGUUGUAUUUGACCUCCUGUGGGCAAGAGAGAGCAGUAGUUCCAAGAAGCAGAGCAGUGAUACAGCCAGUAAGAUCACUUAUUCUUCAGGUUGCCCUGGUAACAAUAGGGGUUUAAAGACAGGUGAAUGGCUUUUUAUGUGGAUCAAACCAGGUUGAUUUGAAGUUGAGCAGGAUAGGGACUUUGACGUGACUGUGCUCUGUCAAAGCAGAAGAGCCACACACACAAUACUAAAGAGAAUUUUUGUUUUCUUUCACACAAAACUCCAAAAGUGGUGCCGACGGGGCAGUGGUGGGUAUUUUUAAAAAAGAAAAAAAAAAACCUGUUUUGCGGAUAUUGCCAAUGUAACUAGAUAGUGACUAUUCAAAAAAAACAUGUAAAGAUGUGUUCCAUAGCUGUAAUUUCAAAUGUAAAAUAAUAUUUUUAAGCAUACUGUUAAUCUGAUUUGAGUUAAGAGGUGCCUCGUGAUCUACUCUAAGAGGAACUUGCCAAGUCUUGAAAAAAAGUCAAUCACAAAGCUCUUUUUUUCUCCUUGCUGGUAUUUUUUAAAUGCACUUUAUAAUGUAAAUCAUAUUAAAGGUGGGAUUGCUGGCCA
This is a messenger RNA of Chanos chanos (milkfish), 8671 nucleotides long. It is a transcript of the gene usp24, whose product is annotated as ubiquitin specific peptidase 24. Gene Ontology annotation, biological process: protein deubiquitination. Gene Ontology annotation, molecular function: cysteine-type deubiquitinase activity; protein binding. Gene Ontology annotation, cellular component: cytosol; nucleus. NCBI's taxonomy places the organism in Eukaryota, Metazoa, Chordata, Actinopteri, Gonorynchiformes, Chanidae. The transcript has 67 exons. The record is from RefSeq and is a predicted model, not a curated record. Bases 97 to 7968 code for a protein of 2623 amino acids.